Molecule: messenger RNA, 845 nt
Organism: Lindgomyces ingoldianus
Lineage: Eukaryota; Fungi; Ascomycota; Dothideomycetes; Pleosporales; Lindgomycetaceae
Exons: 4
Coding region: 130-747 (205 amino acids)
Source: RefSeq, a predicted model, not a curated record
CCUGAAGCACCCAUAACUCCUCCAGCUGUCCUACCCAUCCCAAACAACCCCGCCGUCCUCGUAGCUUCCUGGACAGGGUAAUUGUCGACCGUCUCUGCCGCCGCAAGCAACAGCAACAGUCUCUCCACCAUGACGCGAAGACUAGUCUACAGUUCCGGUUUAUUCCUAACCAUUGCCUGCACGGCAAUGACAAUAGCAAGCAUUGUCCUCCCUCGGUGGGUCAGCUAUAGCCCGAAGGACAAGCGCGAACUUUCCUAUGGCCUCCACACCCAUUGUUCGAGCAUCACGGGCAUAUGCAAACCCUUCCCACAAUUCGAAGACUGCGCGCGGGACAAAUGGAGUUUCUGCAGCAUGUGGAGGACGGUUGGCUUCCUAAUCUCCUUCGCUGUCGUCGUCGAGCUCUGCACACUCGUCACCUUCUUUGUGAUAAUCUCAGGAGGGGUCCAGCGAAGGAGCACCGGCUGGACAAUCCCAUGCUCGCUACUGUUGUUUGCAAGCAUCAUACAGUGUGCGGGUAUGGCUAUUGUGUCCUUCCUUUUUGACCACGACGAACGCUUCUUUGACGGCUGGUACCUGGACAACUCCUGGGUCCUCUGUACUGUUUCCUGGAGCGUGCUCUUCCUCACCAGUGCAGGCAUUACGGCCUCUGCAUUGUACCUGCCUGAAGAAGGCGGCUAUGAGCUAAUCCCCGACCGCUGCUACGACCUCGAGGUCGAAGAAGACAUGUACGAAGAAGAACCUCAAUGAUAACACGUACCAUUUCUUAUCUGGCUUAGAUUGCGAUCCCGGGUCAACGCUUGGAUGGUCGACACGUCUCGAUAACGACUGUAAACGUACACACAUAG